This is a messenger RNA of Sitodiplosis mosellana (orange wheat blossom midge), 5694 nucleotides long. It is a transcript of the gene 2mit, whose product is annotated as probable serine/threonine-protein kinase DDB_G0282963. Gene Ontology annotation, molecular function: protein binding. The coding region runs from base 1301 to 5590 and encodes 1429 amino acids. The record is from RefSeq and is a predicted model, not a curated record. NCBI's taxonomy places the organism in Eukaryota, Metazoa, Arthropoda, Insecta, Diptera, Cecidomyiidae. The transcript is spliced from 3 exons.
AGUAUAGAUAGCAACAUGCUCAUUAGGUUCUAUUUUAAAUGGUUUUCAGCUGAAUACUACAACCGAAUGGAGCGGCGUACCAAUUCGGUAGAGAAUUCCCAGUCUUAACUUGGAUGCUAACUUGUGUGGACACGGAAUAUCGUUGUGCGUCGCAAUUUCAUAACAUUUCACUCUCUCAAUUAUGUUUAUCUAUCUCCAGUAAUAUUUGGAGUUCAAUAUUUUGGUUGUUGCCGAAAAAUGCCAAACAAAUGGAUUGUAAAAAAUGCCAGUUAAUGUAUUGAAUUCAGUGUAUGUGUGCUUGUGCGUGUGGUUCGAUUAAAGAAACAAAAACUGAACGAAUAAAUGGAUAAACUUUUGAUUUUCACAGUCUGCAAACAAAAGAAAAGCCAUUCAAAGUUAAAUGGAUGCUGUUGUGAAACGUCAACACGCGAAAAGUGUUAUUAAACUGAUUUGGUGAUAUUUUUUUUUUUGCUUCUUUUUUUCGUUUCGUUUCAACAAAAGACCGAGACACACAUACACUAUACACAUACAUGUAUAUACUGUAGAAAACAAUAUUCAAAUGAAUCGUACAAAUGUCGCAAAAGAUGAGCCGCUGUCACAUUCAGUCGUUAAUUAAAUAAAGUAAACAAGUGAAGAAGUGCCGGAGCGAUUGCAGGCAACAAAAUCUACGUUGUGUUGAAAUUACUCUGUGCUGUGUACGUGUAUGUGCUGAUGUAUAUAUUUUGAUACAUGACAAAAUAUAAUCUGGAAAAUUUAUCUACGGCGAGAAAACGAGCGAGCGAAAGGCUUGAGAUAUAAAACAUGAUUCAAACAAUAAUGAUGAUACAGAAUAAUAAAAGCUAAAUUUAAAGCGAACGACAAUAGAUUGUUGACAAUCAGUGAUGUCGAAUUUAAUAAAAUCGUACAAUCCACAAUGCAUAAAAAAAUAAUAUAAAAAAAUAUCAAUCACAGAGCAAACGAAUCGAAGAAAAUAAAACCUCCGGAGACUGGGAUAGUUGGCGUUGCAAGAAAAGACAGCUUAAAUCUUAUUGGGUUGUUGGAACUAAUCUUCAGUCAUGAGAAAUAAUAGUACAUAAAAAAUAAAUAAUUCAUAUGAGCUCACCACGACGUCGGAGCGUUUGAAUUUUGGACUCAAAGAAGAAGAAGAAGAAGAAGUAAAAUUGAAACCAGCACAUUGAAUAUGUUUCAACUUGUUGCACUUGUGAGAGAUUCUAAUGCGAUGUGAUACAAUGAAGACCUAAAUCGAACUGCUUGAAUGUACAAUAAUUCCUUCGUUUAUGUUUAAGCCUAAAAUACGAUCAUGAGCCUGUUUCAAUGUUCCAAGUGCUUAAUGCGUAUCGAUAUUUUCAUAUUAUUCAUACUGACACUGUCAAGUUUAAUAAUUCGACUCAAUGCAUUCAGCAAUGAAACACCACCACAGACUGGGCACAAUGAACAAAUGUCCACACAACCCAAUCACAACAGCAACAGCAACAGCAACGGCAACGGCAACAGCAACAUCAACAAUAAUAACAACUAUAGAUUUAGAAGCAUUAGACAGGUUUUAUACCACACUCCAUACAUUCAUCAAAAUGAGACAUUUCGAUGGCACAAAAUCAAUAGCAGUACAUUCAAGUAUCGUGUUAAGCGAAAAACGAAAUCAAAUGUAGCUAAAACAUCGCAAUCAAGUGGACAGAUAGCAUCAUCGCCAUCAUCAUUAUCAUCAUCAUCAUCAGCAGCAGCAUUGUCGCAAGCAACAAAAGAUGAUCCAAACAAUAGUACAAAUAUAAUAGAUUUUUCACAUAACAAGCAAAUUCAUGAAAUCCUUAGUUUUGUAGAUUUGAAAAUGUUGCUGAACCAAAGGUCGAUAAAUAAUGUCAGUGAUAUUUUAGUAUUAAAUUUAUCGGAGAAUGUCAUCAAGCAAAUAGACGAAAAUGUACUGAAAUCACUUGAAAAUGUGCGACGUAUAGAUCUAUCGCACAAUCAAAUCGACGUACUAAAUGUGAGCGCGCCGAAUAAUAAAAUCGAAUGGUUAAGCGUAUCGGAGAACCAGUUAGUUUCGUUUAAUGGGCAAAAUCUGACAAUUUUAAAGUUUUUGGACUUGUCAUGCAACCAUGUAGAAAACUCAUCACAAAUUCGACUAAACGAAUUAAAUGAACUGGAGUAUGUGAAUCUAUCUGGCAAUCAACUGAAUAUAAUCCGACCGAAUGUGUUUGAGAAAUCGAUAAAACUAAAAGUAGUCAAUUUGUCCUAUAAUCGCUUGAAAAGCAUAAACACCAAUACUUUCUGGGAUUUAGUCAAUAUCGAGGGUCUUGACUUGUCAUUUAAUCAGAUAUCGUACAUAGAAAAUGAUAGUUUUUCGCAUCUAACGAAAUUACAGCAGCUCGAUCUAUCGCAAAAUUACAUUGACGCAACAUCAUUGCGCGCCAUUCAACAAAUACCAAACUUGAUUAAAUUAUCUAUUGCGUUCAACACACAACUCGGUGACGCAUUGCAAGGGUUCAUUUCGUCGUGGAGCCUCAAAGAAAUUGAUAUGAGCGGUACUGGUCUAUGCGAAAUACCAAAUGCGCUAGCACAAUCCGUUCACACGCUCAACAUAUCUAACAAUAAUUUUGCGGUCAUUCGGUGCGGUGAUUUGGAUAGCUAUCCACUGCUUCAGCAUUUAGAUGUUUCUUCGUGUCAAAUUGUCGAUGUUGAGGAUGAUGCACUCGGUCGUUUGGACCUUUUGGCAUCGCUUCAUUUGAAUAACAACAACAUUACGCACGUACCAUCCAGUCUUCCCGUGAACUUGAUGAGAUUAUUUCUGCAAAACAAUCGAAUUGUCGAAAUUCAAGCUUCCGCAUUUUCACAUCUCAUCAAUUUAGAAGUGAUUAAUUUGUCGGGCAAUCAGAUAACGUAUUUACCAAGCUUACGUUUACCACGACUACUGAUACUAGACUUGCGUGCGUCGCGUCUCAAACGAUUAAGUCAAUCGAUUAUCAAAAUGUCACCAAAAUUGAAAGUAGUCUUUCUGGAUGGAAACCCAAUAAAAUGUACCGAAUUACAGAGCAUCGCUGAAUGGGUAACACCCUGUCGCACCGAUGAUACCACUGACUUUGGCUAUGCCGACGAUGAACUUAACGUAUCCCCGAACGAUGAAGAGGAAAAUGUAUUGAACGAACUUAAUGUUUGGCCAAAACAAUGCAGAUGCACAACAUGUCGAUCGUUAGAACGUUCGUUUCAGAUAGAUAAAUCACAAUGCAACAGCAAACAUUUACCAAACAUUGCCAAGCGAAUGCGAAGCAACAAUACAUUACAUGUGCCAUCGAAUACGGAGCAACACACCAUUCCCAAUGUGUCGAGCACACCAGAUACAAAGAAGAAGAAACCACCGCCUGAUGUUGAUUCAAAGAAACGGUUUAUCGCUAAGAAGAUCUCGUCGAAAAACACACAAAUUUACGAGAAUAAUGAUCCGAUACAGCAUGGCAAAUUAUUGGAUGGGAAAAAAUUGGGACGAACGAAUGACACAAGUUUACACAUUGAUCAUGACAUUCAAUCGAUCUUUUUAACUGGAAAUAAUGAUAACAUGUUGAAACACGUUUCACAUUCGAUCGAAUCGCUCAUUAGCACAGCCCAAACAACUACACAAACUGAUUAUCUCGACACAUCAAAAUUAACGACAGAAAGAGAUGUCAAACUUCAGCAAUUUAAUGAAAACAUCUUAACGAAUGGCAAUUCAAAUGCGAACGACAAUACUUUUCUGGAUAAAGUGGUAAAUGUAAAUGUGAUGGCACACAAAAGCAACAAAAUAGCGGAAAAUUCGGGUAACAUGACGGUUGAAGUGUUGCAUCCGAAUCCAAUAAAAUUACGCGAACACAAUCGGAAUGGAACACGCUAUGAAAUGGAAACGACGGAGUCGCCACCGAUGACGACGACGACGACGACGACAACGAUGGCACCCGUUCGGUAUGACAAAUUAGAGAAAUUGGUCGCAACCAAUUCACUGACACCACGAACGGUUGCACAAACACAUAUCACGGAAUUAAUUCCUGAAGCAGCAUCAGUGACAACAGUUGCUCCAUCACGUGAUUCCACAACAGAAAAUUACAUUGAAACAUCGUCGACAUCCAGUGAUGACGGCAACAUUGAGAUAAAUUAUGAGCAAGAACAACUGAAUCGACACCCUAAACACAAUGAUGACCAUAAAGAGAACAAGUCCGAAGUAAAUUGGAAUAUAAAUAAAGCGAUUAGUCGAACAAAUGAUACGGCAAGCUUAGUACAAGAGAAAAAUCUUUUUUCGACAGUCAACGUUCAUGGAGGAAGCCGUUUUACUGCCAACCACACGUUACGAGACAGUGUUCACAUUAAUGAAAUCAAUAAAAACCAACUGACGGAGAGAAAUCAAAUGGGCGAUGGGAUGCGUACAGCAAACGUUACAGUGUCACGUGAAAUUUCGAAGGAAGAAUCACAUGAGCAAAAUUACAGAAGAAUUGCCGAAAAAGUUGUUGCAACGACGACGACUCAGAAAAUCCCACACAGCCAAUCUAGUGUGCGACCAAAUAAAAGGAUAGUUUAUUCAAAUUCUUCUGGCAAAAAUGGCAUGUUAAUUAAUGACAGUCAUAACAAUGACCAUCAACAUAAGAACAGUAACCAUGGUAUUAAUGGAAAUGCACCACCACCAACAUUACCACUACCGCUGGUUCGCAAGAACCAAACAAAGGAAAUUCAAAUGCAAUCGGAAAAUUCCACUUCUAUGCAAAUGCCUGGGGAGAAUGCACACGUUGAACGAGCAAAAAUGUCCACGACCAUUUCAUCGCAACUAUUAAAAGCAAAUCAAGAGCUUGGUAAUGAUACGGGCAAUGUCGCAUCAACAAAUAUCACUGGGCAUGCAUUUAAAAAGGAUAAUUUCAGCUUGAUAAAAGAAACGAGCAAAAUGAUAGGCAAUCCGAAUCCCAGCUCGAACCGUACACACAAUGCCAUUGAUAGCGGAAAUGGUCGGAAUGUUAACACCAAUGCUGAUGGCUAUAGCAAUGAAAGUAAUAAUGAACAAAGGCAACAAAUCAAUAAUACGGUUACAUUUGCAACGGAAAUGAACGGAAAAGAGAAACCAUUAAUUGGCAGUCUAUCGCAAAAUGUAUCUAUUAUUGAUAAUGAGCACCAAUUUGAAAGACACAACAACAUCGACCGUUCAAUGGACGACGAGCAAAAAACGAAUGUCGAAAUUGCGACAACAACGGCAGCAGCAGCAGCAGCAGCCACGGCAGCUAUAACAACACUCCAAUCAGCAAAUGGCAAUGUCCGAGCACACAUUGAAGAUCGAUAUGACAAUAGAGAAGGUAGUAGCAUCGGUAGCAUUAGUGACAAUAGUACAGUAUAUGCCGUAUCGGAACAAUGGCACGAUAAGUGCGCAACAUCUGGUCAUUCAGGUUUAUUUGUUAUUAUUAGCAUUGGAAUCGGUGCGCUUGUAACAUUUUAUUUCGUGUAUGUGUAUCGAUGUAAAAAAGUGUACAAUCGUCAUUGCAUCGAAUCGAUGGAACAGCAUCGGCAAGCUCAAAAUCUCCUUAUUGGAAUACAAAUGGAUACACUAAGCUCCAAAAUACGAUACACAGAUACACCAAUCGAUUUGUGGUGACACAUCAACUAUUAGCAUAUAACAUAGGGUUAAACCAAUCGAAAGCAUUUAAUAAAAACAAAACAAAACGAAACACACAUACAAAGCAGAACGAAAAAACAAAA